This is a messenger RNA of Hyaloscypha bicolor E, 1511 nucleotides long. Its product is annotated as DUF1774-domain-containing protein. The transcript is spliced from 5 exons. Lineage: Eukaryota; Fungi; Ascomycota; Leotiomycetes; Helotiales; Hyaloscyphaceae. The record is from RefSeq and is a predicted model, not a curated record. Bases 306 to 1184 code for a protein of 292 amino acids.
GCGGGUGGGAGCAUUCGGGGUUGUGGCCAGUCGAAUUUGGGUCGGAUUUGCUCGUGGCCUUGCUAUUGGAUUCUCUCUUCUACUUCCACUUCCACUUUCACUUUCUCCGUUCUUCUCUCGUCUCUUCUCUUCCCUUCUCUUCUUCUUCAACAAACACAAAGGAAUUGCUUUCAACUCCUGUGACUCGCCAGCCUCGUUUCUCUCCGUUCCCAUCCAGGUCCUUGAAAACCAUCAACGAUCCACAACCCGUCCGCAAGGCUUGACCUGGAACUUCUUACCAGAGAUUCAAGUCCGCAUACUCCAGAAUGCCCCUCUCCGACGCAAACCCCUUCGCGAGACACGAGUCCCAUAGCGUCCAAGCGGUUUGGACGUACAAGGUGCUUACCGUCAUAACAUGGCUUCUCACCGUGCUGUCCAGUGUAUACUACACCUUCGCCAUGCCCAUGGAUGACAGGAAGCACUGGAGAAACACCAUUUGGGGACAUAAUGCGGCCUUCCCAACCCCGUUUGCUUUGAAUGCCCUCAUCGCCUCCCUCUACUGGCUCGCCCUCUUCCUGCUUCAGAUCGCGUACCUCUGGCAUCUAUUCUCGAACAAGAGUGAGCAUGUCCAAGCUGCCGCUGGUGUAGGAAGCCACUUCAUCUUCAACAACCUCUUGCAGUUUGCCUUCGUCAUGCUCUUCGUUCGGGGUCACUUUGCUUGGGCUCAGGUUAUCUUGAUCGUCAAUUUCUUCAACUUAACCGCCCUCUAUUUCCGCCACAACACACAUCCUCGACUUAUCCACAUCGGAGCUGUCUCAGGUCCUCUUGCCUGGACCUUCGUGGCUUUGUACUGGAAUGGUGCUAUUGUCUUCAAUCACCACCACGCGACAUUGGCAGCUCGUAUCCUGGCCAACAUUGCCAUCUGGGGUAUUCUUGUUUAUGGCCUGUUCUUCCUCGCUGUCUACAAGGAUUACACCAUGGGCUUCGAACUCAGCAUCCUGACUGCUUCUCUCGGCGUCGGCCAAUUCUUGACGAAGACCAUCGCCUUCCAGUGGAUCUUCGCUUUCGUCAUCAUGGGAGUCCUGUUCAUCGCCACACUUGGCAUUGCGCUCCCAGGCGUUUUCGGCAAGGAAUUCUCUUUCAGACGGGAGCAGAAUGUUGUCCCAGCAGACCAGGAGAGAGCUCCGCUGUUGGAUGACGCGUAGAGGGCAAACACGGCCAGUCAGCGAUGAGCUCAAAUGGAUUGGCUGGCAUUUCUCGAAUGGGUAAUGGAACGAGAGCUGCAUUGGUGGCGAACAUGAUUUGCUUGCAGUGAUGGACUUCGAUUCAUGAUUUCUGAAACGGCGAUACCACUCCGCUCUGUUUGUGGUUUGGGGCAGAGUUCUUUUUCUCCUUGCUUCAGAGGUAGUGGAGUCAGCUGGUGCAUGGGUUUCUCGGUGUGCGUAUCACAAAAGUCGAAAAAAGGCGUUAGAGAAUGCAUGCUUCCAUGUAAAGAACGAAGAACCGUGAACCGUGGGAAGUGAGAAGUGAAG